UAUCCAAUGGAUAUUCACUGCAAAGCAGACCCCUUCUCCGCCAUGCACCCAGGGCAUGGCGGAGUGAACCAGCUGGGCGGUGUAUUCGUGAACGGCAGGCCGCUACCGGACGUCGUGCGGCAGAGAAUCGUGGAGCUCGCGCACCAGGGAGUGAGACCGUGCGACAUAUCACGACAACUGAGGGUCAGUCACGGAUGCGUCAGCAAGAUCCUGGGCAGGUACUAUGAAACUGGCAGUAUAAAGCCCGGAGUGAUCGGUGGCUCCAAACCGAAGGUGGCCACACCGAAAGUGGUGGAUAAAAUAGCGGACUAUAAGAGACACAACCCCACCAUGUUCGCGUGGGAGAUCCGGGACCGGCUGCUGGCGGAGGGCAUCUGCGACAACGACACCGUGCCCAGCGUCUCCUCCAUCAACAGGAUUAUUCGCACUAAAGUUCAACAACAGUACCACCCCUCUCCUGAUGGAACAUCUCUCUCGACACCAGGACACACUAUAGUUCCCAGCACAGCGUCCCCUCCAGUAUCAAGUGGAUCCAGUGAUCCAGUGGGUUCAUACUCUAUCAAUGGUAUUCUGGGCAUCCCUCGUUCCAAUGGAGAGAAGAGGAAAAGAGAUGACGAUGGUUCAGAGGGUUCAGGGCAGAACAGUGACUCCCAGGGCAGUGUGGAAAGCCUUAGGAAACAUCUACGUGCUGAUGCCUUUACCCAACAACAGCUGGAGGCCUUGGAUCGAGUGUUUGAGCGACCAGCCUACCCUGAUGUCUUUCACAACACGGAGCACAUCAAACCAGAGCAGGCUAGUGAGUAUGCCCUUCCUGCACUGAACCCAGGACUGGAUGAGGUUAAACCUAGCCUGUCGUCCAGCAGCUCCUCAGACCUGGGUGCCAGCGUGUCCCAAAGCUACCCUGUAGGUAGAGAUAUGGCUAACACAACCUUACCUGGCUAUCCACCUCACGUCCCCCCUACAGGACAGGGCAGCUACCCAACAUCCACACUGGCUGGAAUGGUUCCUGGGAGCGAAUUUUCAGGGAAUCCCUACAGCCACCCACAGUAUACAGCAUACAACGAGGCCUGGCGCUUCAGCAACCCAGCCUUACUGAGUUCCCCUUAUUAUUAUAGUGCAUCCCGAGCCUCUGCACCACCAGCUGCUGCCGCUGCUUACGACCGCCACUAGACACCAUGAAAACCAAACCCAACAUUGCCUCAGACUUCCUGUUGUGCCAGUGUGAACAGCAGAGCAGAUUGGACAAGGGCCGCUUUGAACAUGAACGAACCAAUCAGGACAUCAAAUGGCUCACUCACAUUCAGCCAUCCAAAUCCAACUCCAACUCCAACUCCAACACUUACAGUGCGUGACCACAUCUCAAAGACUCCUGAGAAACCUUGUGAGAAAUUAUAUAAAUGUGGAAAUUGACACAAUGAGGCAAUUUGAAUCAACAAAUUUAGCUUUUCCUUUUUCAUAUUUUCUUUUCUUUAUCAUUGUGGAUGAAAACGUUCUUUUCUGUUUUGUGACUGAGUGUCACACGGCAGCACAUCGUUUCUCUGCUCAUGUCACACUGCUCUCUCUUUCUCUCUCUUUCUGUCUCUCUCUCUUGCUUUCAACUGUGCAAUGCAGUAUUAUUCAUCUGGAUCAUUACAUAUUCACACACACAUACAUACAACAGAACAUACAUACAACGGAACAUACCUAAACUCAGCAUGUCACCUCUUCUCCUUCUUCAGUUCAAAGCCAUGAACUGAGGAUUGAAACAUCGCCUCAGUGAAAAACAGUGAUAAUGUGACGAGAGCGGAGAAAUGAAAAGAUUUAUCCACAAGAAAGGACAAGCCUACUGUGUAUCCUGGUUUCCAUCCACUCAGACUGGGGAAUUAGUUAAUAUAUAUUCCUAACUUAAU
This is a messenger RNA of Ictalurus punctatus (channel catfish), 1889 nucleotides long. It is a transcript of the gene pax2b, whose product is annotated as paired box 2b. NCBI's taxonomy places the organism in Eukaryota, Metazoa, Chordata, Actinopteri, Siluriformes, Ictaluridae. The transcript is spliced from 10 exons. The record is from RefSeq and is a predicted model, not a curated record. Bases 7 to 1170 code for a protein of 387 amino acids. Gene Ontology annotation, biological process: anatomical structure development; regulation of transcription by RNA polymerase II. Gene Ontology annotation, molecular function: RNA polymerase II cis-regulatory region sequence-specific DNA binding; DNA-binding transcription factor activity, RNA polymerase II-specific.